ACAUGUCUGUUGCCAUAUGACGUCACGCGCGAACAGCGCUACUGGGUCCUCAGCGCUGACUGGCCCGCUAGCCCACGUGCGCGAAUGGCUACCUCUGAUUGGCUGACGCCAGCGCGGGGGAUGGGUGCAGAGUUAGCAGACGAGAACUGUAAAAAAGUGAGGGACAGGCUGUGAAUGUAAUACUGCUUGUCAAGGAAUUUCGGCGUGACCCACUGGGUUUCUGCCAGCGAGCUGCAGCAAGUGCACACGAUAAAGGAAAGUCGACGUUGUUACGGAGACGGUGAAAGGAAAGCUUUCAUGUUUGCAUGGAUGUGUGUUGUCGAAGUUUGAAUAUCACUCGACUGGCAACGAUUCACAGGAACCUCGCAUUGGCCUCCGCAAAAGAUCGUCGAAACUCAUAACAAGUGUUUUUUGAACUCCUUCUAAAGUGUGUCAAGUAUUACAUCAGCGGCUAGCAAAGGAGUAAUUAGCGCCUUUGAUCGGAUAAACAUCACUGAAGAGGUUGUCAGAAAAAAUAAACCUCGGAAAUCUCUCCUUCGGAAUGUCGACAACCUGACGGCUUAGGGAAGUCAGGGGACACGAGAAAGAGUGACAGGCAAUGCUGAUGCGGGCAAGAAAAGGUAUGCUUACUUUGCUGGGACUGGUGUUGACUGGACUGGUUCUGACCCUCGAAACAUGCGAAGGCAAAGUGUAUAUGAGUGUAUCCCCGUAUCCCGCGAGAGUUUACGAGAAUGCCCCGGCGGGUGUGCAAGUGCUGACAGUUAAGGCCUACGACAACGUCACAGGAACACCCGUGACGUCAAUAGAGCUUGAAAAAAUUAGCGAUGCCGAAUACUUUAGAAUAGGCAGUGAUGGGAUUCUUGAAACAGCUAAAAAGAUAGACAAACCCUUGCGGUACAGGUUCCAGUUCUUCGUCUUCGCCAUCAUGCCCGCCAGCUUUGAGGUGGAGUACAAACACGUCAUGGUGGAAAUCUCCUCGAAGAACAUGUACCCUCCGACAUUCUCACAGUCUGUUUAUAACUUCUGCCUGUACCGCUACGCUGACCCCGGACUGGUUAUCGGUUCUGUCAACGCUACGGACUUGGAUACAGACCAGUUCAACAGCCAUUUCGUCAUCUACCCUCAGGGCGGCCAGUCUGCCCUCUCUUACGUGCAGGUCAGGUCCUCCGGAGAAAUGGUUCUCAAUGCGACACCACCGCAAAGCCAGUCGCUGCUUCAGCUGGUCCUUCUGGCUAUUGACAGCGGCUCUCCGCGACUCACUGGAAACGCCACUGUGUACAUCGCGAUAGAGGAUGUCAAACAACCAGACACGUUUUGCCUGGCAACGACAGACAAGGACACCACGCUGUGUUGGAAGAACCCAAUGCCAGGACGAAACUUCACUGGCUUCCAAGUACAGGUCCAUAACCAAAACCUAACCUUGACCUUUAGCCUCUUAGUUGAUCCCACGUCGCCGAGUUCUGCUUCACCAGCGACAGGAUGGUGGCCGAUGAAAGCUACACCUUUCGAGUCACCGUGACCCCUAAUGCGUCAUCGACAACCUGCGAACUAGAGCUCUCUUUCGUCAAGCUGGGGCCAGGAUUUUCACUAGACUGCGUGGAGAAACACUUCCAAGCCUGCAGUUUUCUAAGACCAUGCAGGAACGGAGCAACGUGUAUACCCGGUGGGGGUGGAGGACUGAACUACACGUGUAGCUGCCCUUCCGGGUGGCAAGGCAUCAACUGUACUCAGGAAGAUCUGUGCACACAGAUUCCUUGCCAAAAUAAAGGCAAGUGCAUUUUUCAAGGUCACCAGCGCUAUACCUGUGUUUGUCCCGAGAAUUUCUUUGGUGAUGUCUGCCAGCAUCGGAACAUUUGCUCAGCUGACAGCCCGUGCCAGAAUGGAGGGAGCUGUCACACCUUUGACAACGGCACGUACUCCUGUUCUUGUCCUGACCACUUCACUGGAACAAACUGCUCUCUUCCUGACCCGUGCUCUCCGUCCCCCUGCGGAACUGGAGGAGAUUGUAUUAAGGUGUCUGAGACUGAAGCAAACUGCUCGUGCUAUACCGGUCGUUACGGCUCGACGUGCAGCGAGGUUAACAUCUGCGAGCUCGACUCCCCCUGUCGUCACGGCCAGUGUAUUAGCCUCGGAAACAGUUCAUUCACCUGCAACUGCACGUCUUCCUAUACGGGUGCGUUCUGCGACACAUUCAACCCGUGCUCUUUGAAUCCGUGCCAGAACAACGCCACCUGUCACUUUCAUAACAACGGUCAGUACAAUUGCACUUGUUCACCGGGUUACUAUGGUGAUGAAUGCCAGCACUACAAUCGUUGCUACGGAAACCCCUGCAAUAAAGGCAGCUGCAAUGAGAAUUUGGCAGAGCCGUUAUGCAGCUGUCCUUUAAAUUACGACGGUGACUACUGCGAGCGCUAUGAUCCUUGUUUAAAUGACCCUUGCGGAGGUCACGGAGAGUGCGUGGUACUGCCUAACAACAUGACUCAAGGAGGAGGUGCGGACUUCGAAUGCCGCUGUACAUCAUCAUGGUUUGGUGUCCAUUGUGAGAAUGUCAACAGCUGCUUCCUGAAUGUUUGUAAGAACGGCGCGAAGUGCGAAAAUGAACAGCCAAACAAGUUCAGAUGUACGUGCAGUCCCGGCUUUUAUGAGGCAGACUGCUCACGGUACAAUCCUUGCGAGGCUCCCCCUGGCGGCGUUCCUCUGUGUAAGAAUGGCGGCAAGUGCUACAACACUUCGGACGGCAACUUCAGCUGCGCUUGUGAACAGGGAUAUUUUGGUCCUCAGUGCCAGAGGAAAGACCCCUGCUCAUCUUCACCUUGCACAAAUAAUGGCACCUGCACCAGCUUGACGGACACUCAGUUCAGCUGCACGUGUAGUGAGGAGUACACUGGCGACCUCUGCCAGCUCCGUAAUCCGUGUUACAAGAAUCUCUGCCAGAAUGGAGGACUCUGUCGCUGGAGACCGGAAGCCGGAGAAAACAUUAGCUGCGCAUGCCCUGAGGGUUAUCUGGGCUAUUACUGUCAGAUCCGCGAUCCUUGCUACGAGAACGAUGAGGCCUUAUCCCUGUGUGGGCAUGGAUCCUGUCAAGCAGUUAACAGAUCGCUGGCGUCGCAGAUUAAGGAGAACAUAGAGGAGGUGGAUUUUCUGUUUUUAUGUCGUUGCUACUCUGGAUUCACGGGAAGCAGGUGCGAGGAUCCCGUGUCCCCGUGUGUUGACCAAGUCUGCCUCAACAAUGGAAACUGCCAGCAUGGCAUCUGUGUUUGUCCACCCCUAUUCACAGGUUCCAGAUGCGAAACGCAGUUAUCACCUUGUGACCUUGACCCCUGCGGACCGGGCCUGCGAUGUCAGAACUCGGGGACAUCCUACACGUGUAUCUGCUUAAAUGGACAAACACCGCCAUUGUGCAAACCAGUGUGUCGUGAGGAAGUCACAUAUAGUACGAAAACUGGUCGCUUUAAGUGGCCACAGACAGGUGUAGACGAAAAUGCGCGAGUUUUCUGCCCAUUCGGAGGCAAGAUGGGCAACGAGAGUGUUGCCACACGGAAAUGCUUGUCGGCAAGUGGAGGCAACGCCAUCUGGGCUUCGUAUAAUGACAGCGACUGCAGAGAGCUUGACCUCAUGGAGGCUGGUCGCAGACUCUCUCUGCUGAAAAACUUGACCUCAACUCCAUCCUCGCUGGGAGCUACGGACGUGGACAACAUUACGUCAGCCCUAGAGGAGCUGUACAGCUUCACGCUGAUGGAGCAAAGCAUUGCAGAAGAUUUGAUGAACGUCAUCAGUAACCUUGCUGACGUCAACAGCUCCAUCACUAUCAUCAGCAACAAGAACAACGCCACCAGCGAUCGGCUGCUGAAGCUGCUCAACGAUUUUAGUGCUGAUGUCAUCGUGAAGCCUGGCAGCAACAUCACUAUGACGUCACCUAAUUUUGAAGUGGUAGCUGUUGACGUGAACGACACAGCGUCAGACGUCAUGUACAUCCCGUCCAUCGCGACAGGAGGCAGCGUUAAGCAGCUGGAUGUAACCAUCACCAUCCCCAAACAAGCUCUGGAGCUCGGCAGAGACCAAAGGACGCCACCGACCGUCACGAGGGUGCAACUCGCUGGUCACCGUAAAUCUCAGUUCUUUAUCCCCAACGACCUGGUGUACGGCAAUGACGUCAUCCAGACUAAGCCGGUGAUAACGGCCACCAUCAAGGGGAAGGAAAUCGUAAAUCUAACCUCCCCUGUCGUGUACAAAAUAAGGAAUCUGCAUGUAUCGUCAAACUACACCUGUGUCUUCUGGGACCCGGAUAAUCACGCUUGGUCAACAGAGGGUGUAGUAACGGUUUCAAAGAGCGGCGACUACACCGAGUGUCAGUCAACUCACCUCACUAGUUUUGCUGUUCUCUUGGAUCCCUCUCCUGGAUUUGCUCUCAGCAGUGCCCACGAGAUGGCGCUAACCUACAUCUCUUACAUCGGUUCGGGCCUGUCCCUCGUCUGCCUGGUGGUAACCACCUUAACCUACAGUCUCUUCAGGAGCCUGAACAAGGACAAGUCGGGCAAAAUUCUCCUGAACCUGUGUGUGGCCCUGCUGUUGCUGAACAUCGUGUUCCUGGCCAACGGACUGAGCGCCGGAAGUGACAACAGCACCAGAGCCAGCUGCACGGCCGUGGCAGUUAUUCUACAUUACCUUCUCCUGGCCUCGCUGGCUUGGAUGCUGGUGGAAGCAGUGGAAAUGUACCGAGCCCUUGUCACUGUCUUCUCCAAAUACGCGCAGUGCUACAUGCUCAAGCGUUGUGUGGUCGGCUGGGGGGCACCAGUCCUCAUAGUGGCGAUCACGUUGGGAGUUUCCAGAGAACAUUAUCAGUCCAAUGCAGACUUCUGCUUCCUGUCGAGGUCAAGCCCCAUAGCUUACUACGCCUCAUUAGUCGCCCCAGCUUGCCUCGUUCUACUCGUCAACACUAUUAUCUUCAUCAUGGUCACAAGGGUCAUCCUUAAGCCGAGGUUCCAGCAACAGAAGAAAGAUCAGGAGGGCAUUACGCCCGCACAGGUACGCGGAGCAUUCACCGUUAUGUUCCUGCUGGGAGUGACCUGGGUCUUCGGACCACUGGCCAUCAACGAGGCUAAAGUGGUUUUCAAUUACUUGUUCUGCAUCCUCAACUCACUGCAAGGCUUCCUCAUCUUCGUCUUUCGCUGCCUCUUUAACCCCGAGGCACGACUGGCGUGGGUGCAGCUGAUCAAGACGGGUACCCUUAAAAAGCGGCGAGGACCGGUUCCAUCUACAUUUUCCUCGGAUUCUUCUUCAAAGUGCGACUCUCACCUCAAGUCCAGCGCUACGGGAACGUUUCACAGUCGCCAAGGGGGCGGAGGUCACGGAGGGAGCGGAGGAGACAGCUACGUGGGUAGCACAACGACCACCAAGACCAGCCUUAUCCAGAGCAACGGUUGGCAUCCCAAGAUGAAUGGGUACGCGGGGGCACACGGCCUUGGCGACGCAGGUGACAACUUCAGAGCGCAAGACCAGCACAACCAGUCAGAAGAGAAGAGGACUGAGCAGGAAGAAAGAGACGACAGCAAAGAGGAUCCGGAGGAUGAAGAGCAGGUGAGCAGCGAACUAGACUAUGGCUCUAGCGAACUGAACAAGGGAGACGGGAAAAUUAUCUCCCCUGCCGUGGAGGCCGAUGGGAACAGAGAUGGAAAAGCCGACGGGGUUAUCAUAGAUGUGGAUGAAAAUGGGGAAAAUAUGCACGACCUUCACGAUUCUCUUGAGGAGAACCACACUGUGACGAUGGCAGAGACAACGACGACUCUGACUUCUACCAGCAGCGACAGAGCACGUGAAGAACAGGUGACGUCCUCUCACGUGACCAGCAUACAGCGUCAAGACAUCGCUGUGGUGCCUCGCUCCUCUUCUAUCCAGCACGAAUCAAGCGACGAGAAAGCGAUGCUGACCAGCUUGUGAAGUCCUAGGCAAGUGCUGACGCAAGAAAAAGUGCAUAAACUGUCAGUGACAUAAAGGAAAUCGACAUGAUCAUGUCCGUGAUAAAAGUGGGUAAAAGAUUGCUGUGCUACAUGAUCUCAGAGUCAGUGGCCAAAGCUCCACAUUUUUUUUUUUUUUGGAAAAGUCGUAUGGUGGCGCUCAAUGCUCUGUUUUCCCAUUGAAGAAGAUGAGUCACUUCUUUAUGGCAUAAGAGAGAUAUGAGGAAAACAAACCUCACUGAGGCGCAUUGAAGCGUCUGCAAACAAAGACACAUUGCUUUUCUUUUUAAAACUUUAAUAAAUUGUUUCUAAGUGAACACGCGAUAAUAACUGUCCUCGGAGGAAACUGAAGAGCAAAAGGAAAAAAAAACCAACUUCAGUCGAUUGGUCCUCAAGCAUCCAGAAGGCAGAAGCAAAGCUUACAAGACAGACCUACUGAAUGGCAAAUAAAACAUUGGACUUCUAACAAGCAGAAUUGCUUGACUUUUAAAGGCAAGUUUGAUGCGUCUAAUGUGCGGUGCACUUCAAUGUUAGGAAAGCCAUGUUGUUUAGCGGAACUCCUGAAGUUUUAAUUAUAAAAAUAAGAGUGUGUAUGUGUGUUUUCCUUCCCCAUUUCUGUGCACUGAGGAUGAAACAUUUUCAGUCGGUGAUGGCUUUAAACUGGCAGUUGAGUAUCCGGAACCUUGAGCGUGGUUCGUGCAAAGGUAUUGCUUACAAGGGCGGAAAAGAGUUUAGAGAAGUGUGGAGGUGCAUUAACUCAAUGUGAACACAUCCUGAACUAUGAAAUCACUUAACACAACGUUCUUUUCUUCGUUAUGUAUAUACACCUGGACACAGUGUACAACAGUGGUAGACCUUAGUCGUCAGUAUCUAUAGUCCGUCUAUUUGUUCAUCCAAAGAACGGUAUCAAGUGGAUUGCUGUCUGGGAUGCCUACAACGCUGUUACCCAUUCUUUUGUGACAAUGGUUGUUUUGGAUGGAUGGCUUGACUGUUAGGGUGGGGUUAACGAGACUCAGCACUCUUCAGAUGUGAUGGGUUAAAAAGCCAAAGUAACUCGGGGAAUGCCGAGGGUGAACAUGUCUCACUGAGGUCACAAGCACGAUGGCAGCAAACCAGCGAGUGACGUCAUGAAGUGUCGCGUGCAAAGCGGUUGUACGUUCGGCUUAGAAAGUGAAGCUGUUAUUAUUUUUCACAGGAUAUAUAUAUUUGUUGAUGAUGCUGCUGAAGACGUUGUGACGUUUUUGUUGUUUUUCUGCUGAUAACUAUGAUAAGUAUGCACUAUUUUCGUCAGGGAUUAAUUCUCAGAAAGUCCAGGCACUUGAAAAUAUUUAUCAGAAAUCAGGGUUGGCUGAUUGUUUAACAUCCAUACGCUCCGUGCGUGUAGGCGAAAUUUAGAAAUUAUGGGAAGGAGGGGUAAGCAAGUUGGAAGGCAACAGCUUGUACAGAUGCCUUGUCAGAGAGAGACCUGCCAACUUUGUCAUAAAACCCUCGCCAUUCUGUUAACUGGUGUCCUGUAAUUAAAUGGCCUGUUUCUUCUGCUUCAUUAGAGGUACAUUGUCAAGUACCCAUGAGAAAUAAGACAGGCUAAAUCUCGUAAUAAAGCCAUAUUAUUUUAGUGCUACACGAUAAAAGGACAGGUUGUCCAGCCGAAAGAAGAAUAAAAUGUAUCGGAAAUGUUUCUUAAAAAUUUCAAGACACCGUUCUCAUCUUGGCUGAGUACACAGUCUCCUCCUUCCUUGAAGAUUGCAAGAACUAGGCACAGGCAUGUGCAAUACACAAUGAGGUGAUUAUUAGUUAGGAUUGUGUGGAUUACUGAGCACGACCAUCUCCACUAUACAGUGAGGCGCAUACACCAUUAGCUUGUGUUGUAGCGCUUGUUUGUCAACAUUGCUGUGUCUGUUUACUGUGAAUCGUUUUCUGUUUCAUGUGCACCAUCGAGUCAAACGAGGUGCACAGAACUGCUUAGCUUGCGGGUAUUCAAACGAUCGAUUUGAAACAUUUUCACAAGUAACCAGCUGGAAAUAUUUGUGCAUCUCUUUAUCAGUGUUUAUUUUCCCUUUUUGGGUACAGAAAGCAGCCCCAAACGGAAAAAGGGUUUUAACGAAGAUGUGGUUGUGCUCUGAUUUUGUUCUGCAUGGUUCUUGGUGAGUGAAUCUUAGAGUGAGCAAGUUCAGGUGAAGAACUAUGUUCGUGAGUUGAUAGACACGUGAGUUGUUGAGUGAGUGGGUGGAUGAGCAUCUGAUAAGUGAGCGAUGAAAGGAAAAUAGCUUGAUUUCUUGUCAUUGUUAUAAAGUUAUUUAUAAGUUUAGCCCUUACAGCUCAGACCCGAGGAAGCAAAUAUAUCCUGCCAAUGACAGUUCUUUGAGGAACUCCCGUGUACUGAUUGCAGAAAGUACGGUUGUCCCAGAGACAACCGACAUAAACAGACUGCCUUUGGGAACACAAAAGUGAAUGUGAUACAGAGAUUAAAACUAUGCGGAUUUAUUUUUCCCGAGAUGAAUAUGGAACCAACAAAAUCAGCCAAUCAGAUUGCACUUGUGUCCAAACCUACAUCAUAAAAUUUGUAGUUUUCACCAUGUUUGGUAAAGCCGCUAAAGUACAGUGGUAAAAGUCAGGUUUUUUAAAAUAAUUUCUUUCAGCUUCCUUCUUAUGUGCAUGAGUUAUUGUUUUUUAUAGCUCUUAACAUUUUUUGUUUUGUUAGUCUGCUCGCUCGAGAAGCAUGCCUCUGGGUUACUGCAUGUGUUAACGUUGGAAUUGGGCUUUGAAUUUAACCGUUUUAACUGCGUUUGUUUGGACCUUCUUUCUUUGGUUGAUCCCCUUAUUCGUCUUGGGAACAAUAAUUUCAUCCCCGGUAAACUUUCAAACUAAUUAUUAUCUCUCCUGUCGCCAGACAGAACUUACGUAUUAUUGCCAAAGAAAUCGUAAUUAUCACAGUUGCAUUACAAAGAUGAAUGUCAUAAUACGAGUAUGCUGCAUUUAACCAGUAAAUCCUGAUUGAUCAGCAUGUCAUAGGCUCGCACCUACUCGACAAGUUUCAGCAUUCUCACUUGUGCAUCACGUCCUCUGUAUAGAGAGUGAGCUCUAGGGGCUUAACUUCGUUUUGCUUUCUUCACUUAUAAAUUUGUCUCUGUGGCUGGCCCUAUACACCUCAGUCAAAUUUUCUUACCUGUUGAAAGUCUCUACUGUGCUGUUUAUUUAUUUUUAAAAGAUUUGCUUAAUUUUGCAAGGAUUUGUGGGGUAAAGGUAGGGGUAUCUGUUCUCUGCUCAUCACUUAAGUUCGACAUUUGCCCCUAUCCCUAACUGACAGACUCUGCAUGCACAAUUCAGUUGUAAAAUAACAGAUACCUGCGCCUCACUCUCAUCUUUUGUUGAACCUAAAUAAAUUUGUAAUUGCCAGAAGUACAUCUGUUAGACAACAACUGAAUCGUGCUUACAGAGUCUGCCAAAUGUUGCGAACUAAAGUUCUGGCUAGCUAAAAGAUCGUGAACUAACGUGUUCUAAUCAGGUCUCUUCCAGCAUUAAUGUAUUUCAUACACAACCGUGGAUUUGACUAUCCAUUUCGUGGCGAAAGCCUGUGAGAAAGCCCUUUGACAGACAGCUGUGAACUGCAUUCUUGUUUAUUGUUGUGAAAUCCAACUUUGUUAUUCUUGUAGUACAAGGCCACAAGUCGCAGAAUGGCAGUGGGCCUUCCCAGCCAGCUUCAUCGAUAAGCUUCAUGAUGGUUUUGAGCUGAUGAUAUCUUAUGUUGACCGUCUGCCAGUCCUUUUGUUUUCUACGGUGCUUUAUGUUCAUGUACGAUGCAUUUACGUAGUAUUUAUCAAAUAAAUACCAGCUUACA
Messenger RNA from Pomacea canaliculata, 9792 nucleotides. Its product is annotated as cadherin EGF LAG seven-pass G-type receptor 2-like. Gene Ontology annotation, cellular component: membrane. The record is from RefSeq and is a predicted model, not a curated record. Gene Ontology annotation, molecular function: G protein-coupled receptor activity; calcium ion binding. The transcript is spliced from 26 exons. Gene Ontology annotation, biological process: cell surface receptor signaling pathway; G protein-coupled receptor signaling pathway. Bases 1480 to 5937 code for a protein of 1485 amino acids. Lineage: Eukaryota; Metazoa; Mollusca; Gastropoda; Architaenioglossa; Ampullariidae.